AUGGACAACAGCACCAGGGAACCCAGAACUGCUCACCCUGCUGCAUUGUUGCGGAUAAUCUCCAAGGGUGGCCCCAUGCAGAGCACACAUUGCAAAGUCAUGGAAGAACUGUGUCUGACUAAAUGGACGGAUCCAGAAGUAUUUGAGGCAAGUCUCUCUGGAAUUGACCAUGUGGAGGAGAUGGAACUCCUAUUGGAAAAUUACUACAGGCAGGCAGAAGAUCUAAUGAAUGAAACCCGGGAACUUAAAAUACUUAUUGAUGAUUCUGAAAGUAUCAUCUUUAUUAACUUAGACAGCCACCGUAAUGUUAUGAUGAGGUUGAACUUGCAGCUGACCAUGGGUACUUUUUCAAUCUCGCUUUUCGGAUUGAUAGGAGUAGCAUUUGGUAUGAAUUUGGAAUCAUCAUUUGAAGAGAACCAUGGAAUGUUCUGGAUGGUGACAGGAAUUAUGUUCCUAGGCAGUGGCUUAAUUUGGUGGCGCCUAUUGACAUUUCUUGGAAGGCAUCUAGAACCAUCAAUGCUUCCACCAAUGCCGGGUUUAUUGAAAAAAACACAGUCAGCCAAUGGAAAAGUAGAGUUUAAGAAUGUUUUCAAAACCGAAUCCUUUGAGUCAAGCAGAAGUACAAUGACCAGCCAAUGACAUGAAUACUCCAGGAUAACUUGAACUCGAGACUUUCAUCCUGGAUUUACUUUUUCAAAAAAAAAUGUAGCAGCCUCUACCAUUUGACUGUGUUAUAUCCCAAAAAUACGAAGUUAAAAAUCUUCAGUUAUGGAGAGAAGAGUUUUGAAUACCACAAUAGAAAAUUUAAAUCGUGUACAUGUUAAAACCAUCCCCUUUUUUCCUCUAACUAAUGCUUUCUGUGGGAAUUCUGAUAAAAUUAUGAUACUUUUGCCAAUGUAAGAAA
Molecule: messenger RNA, 904 nt
Organism: Thamnophis elegans (Western terrestrial garter snake)
Lineage: Eukaryota; Metazoa; Chordata; Lepidosauria; Squamata; Natricidae
Product: magnesium transporter MRS2 homolog, mitochondrial-like
Exons: 2
Coding region: 1-639 (212 amino acids)
Biological process (GO): mitochondrial magnesium ion transmembrane transport
Cellular component (GO): mitochondrial inner membrane
Molecular function (GO): magnesium ion transmembrane transporter activity
Source: RefSeq, a predicted model, not a curated record